GAACAACAAAAACAUACCAUCAAAAAACAGUAAACCAAAGCAGCCUCAGGAAACAUGCCUAAAAGAGCAGGGUUUGGGGAUGUGGAACUAAGGAUAUUGGUUAUCGGGAGCAGUGGGACAUCCCAGUUCCUUCUCACCAACUUCAUUUUGGGAAGGGAGCAGUUCUCUGGGGAUGUUUAUGGCAUUACAUACAGCCAGAAAAAUGUGGGAGAGUUUGUAGGAAGACGGGUUGCAGUAAUCAACGGACCGAACAUGUACAACAAAGACCUGUCCAAGUCCAAAAUGAGGAAAGAGCUGAGAAGAUCAAUGUGUUUGUCGUCUCCCGGACCUCAUGCAGUACUCAUCGCAUUCGACCUGGAGAAGAUCUGCCCUAAUGACAUGAAGACUCCCAAGCUGGUUACGAAUAAAUUUGGAGAGAAUGUUCUAAAUUACACAAUGGUCCUCUUGGUUUACGAUGGGCAUCUUAGAGGCAGAGCGCUUAACGACAAGGUCACGCGAACCGACUGGCACCUGCGGGAGCUUGUGGAGCAGUGCAACGGCCGCUAUCAUGUCUUCAGUAAGAACUGGAGGAACCACGCCGGGAACAGGGAGCUCCUACAUAAGAUCGAGCGGAUGCUGCAGGCAGUGGGUGGACAACAUUACAUUAACCGAUCUUACAAGAGGGCAGAGGACAGCAUAAGAACCGAGGAGAGAAAGCUACGCAAGAAGAGAAACUCUGAGAUCAAGAGGACGUGCCAGGAACUGGAGGAGCAGUUUCGGGGGGAUGAGCUGCGCUGGCAGAUGGACAACUACAAUGCAAGUGUCGGGGCAGAAAUCAGGGACAAGGCCGAGCUGCAGAAUAGCCGGCUCAGGACUACACUGGCUGUGGGACUAGGACUGGGGUUUGUAGCUGGAGCAGCCAUGGGAAUGAUCGUGGGCUCUGUGGAAGGGCCGGCAGGAAUGGUAGUGGGAGGGGCAGUGGGAGGGGUUGUGGGCGGGGCAUCGGGUGCCGCUGCACAGCUGGCCAUUCAACACUUGGAUGACAGAGUGGGAUCACAAACAGCCAACUUUAAUGCAGCUUUUAUUAACCGCUUCUUUCGGGCACCUCCGGUCUGA
Molecule: messenger RNA, 1095 nt
Organism: Rhinichthys klamathensis goyatoka
Lineage: Eukaryota; Metazoa; Chordata; Actinopteri; Cypriniformes; Leuciscidae
Product: GTPase IMAP family member 9
Exons: 2
Coding region: 55-1095 (346 amino acids)
Molecular function (GO): GTP binding
Source: RefSeq, a predicted model, not a curated record